AUGUCUGGUCAUCAACAACAGCAAUUCCAGAGCAUACCACUGGACAGCGUCGAAUCGGUGUUCUCUGUGAACAAACUAAAAACUAGGCACAAAAGCUACAUACAGACUCAUUUGAUAGUAAAUUUAAUAGUUCAGCUACUACUUGGAGUACCAUUAGAGAUGGUUCAUCGUGGUUGGAGAGUGUUGUUAAUUUAUUUAUCCGGAGUUUUAGCUGGUUCACUAGCUACGUCAGUAACUGAUCCUUCAGUUUAUUUGGCUGGGGCUUCUGGAGGUGUUUAUGCUUUGAUCACAGCACACAUAGCAACUAUAAUUAUUAAUUGGUCUGAAAUGGAAUGUGCUGUUUACCAACUUUUGGUGUUUGCUUUUCUAAUUACUUUUGAUUUUGGAUCAUCCGUUUACAAUCGCUAUUUUGUUGAUGUAGACAAUCAGAUUGGUUACACUGCACAUUUAGCUGGUGCUAUUGCUGGUCUACUUGUUGGAGUAUACACUUUACGAAAUCUUAAUGUCCGUCCAUGGGAAAAAAAAUUAUGUUGGUUGUGUUUUGUCAUUUAUGUGUUGUUGACUGGCUCAGGUAUUUUAUGGAAUAUUAUGUUUCCUGAACAUUUUUCUAAAGAAUACUAUUAAAAGUUMAAAUUACUUCUGUUGAAAAUUUUGGAUCAAUCCUAGCACACAAAUAUUUUUUUUUUUUUACUUUUUAUAUAAAUAAAAGCUAAAUGUUGAUUUAUCUUUAUCAAAUAUCAAUAUUUUAUUUAACAAAUCUAAUUUCACAAAAGUUAUGAGUCUUGUUACUUAAUAUAUUGAGUAUUUUUUUAGUUAAAUAUAUAAAUCAGUGUGAUAUAAAAAUUUGUUUUAUA
Diuraphis noxia (Russian wheat aphid) is the source of this 854-nucleotide messenger RNA. RefSeq names its product rhomboid-4 (gene rho-4). Gene Ontology annotation, molecular function: calcium ion binding; serine-type endopeptidase activity. Gene Ontology annotation, cellular component: membrane. The record is from RefSeq and is a predicted model, not a curated record. NCBI's taxonomy places the organism in Eukaryota, Metazoa, Arthropoda, Insecta, Hemiptera, Aphididae.